UCAGUCCACUCACACACACUUACGCACGGAGAUAGAGAUAGAGAGAGAGAGACCCUCAUACCAUUUCUAGGGUUUCCUUCAUCUCUCUUACAAAAUUUUCUACUGUUUUCACUCCUUUCUUGUUCAGAUCACUCCUUCCUCGUUCACAACCAGUUCUUCUCAGCCUUCACACACACACACACACACACACACACACACACACACAGAGAGAGAGAGAGAGAGAGAGAGACCUCCUGAAUCUCUUCUUCGUUUUCCACCUAAAAAACCAUGGAUCCUAGAGGUGAUUCUUUUGACUGUCUGCCUGAUGGGGUUCUCCAUCACAUUCUCUCUUUUCUGCCGUUCAAAGAGGCUGCAAGAACAUGCAUUCUGUCCACUAGAUGGAUAGAUUUAUGGACUUCCACCACAAACAUUGAACUUAUUGAGAACUACUUCACGGAAGAAGUUGAUGGUGAGAAGCAACUAUCAAGGUCGGCUUUCAUAGAUUUUGCUCGAAGGUUUAUACAUGAUUACCAAGGCCGAAAGGUAGUAAAAUUCCGCCUUUGCAUGUCCAGCCCUAAUGACUACCAAUCUGAUGUGGAGGGCUGGAUUAAAUUCGCGGUUUCCAGAGAUGUUGAGGAAAUUUAUCUGGACUUUCCUGAGGUUGAUCCCCAUCAAGAGCAGUCAUUUGAGUUACCAUCCAUACUUUUUGAGCACACAUCGUUACGUGUAGUUAGUUUUACAUCAUGCACAUUCGAUCCCGCAGAAUUAAUCAAAUUUAGAUCGAUUGAAUGUCUUCAUGUUGAACGGGCUACAUUAAGCACAAGGGCUCUAGAAAAUCUGCUCAACAACUGUCACUUCUUAGAAAGUUUAUGUUUAAGGAGUUGUAAGGGCAUAGAUUUCAUCCGCAUUUUUGGUCAGAAUCUUCGACUUCGAUACUUGACUCUCGAGGAUUGUGGGCCUAUUCGAGGGCUCUCGAUUUACACUCCCGAUCUCCGGUCAUACAAGUACUUUGGGACAAUUGAUCGGUAUGAUCAUCUUGACAUGCAAUCCGCUGUGGACGUUGAUAUUGAUUUCGGAAUGGAAACGGAAUAUAGAAAUCUAGGUGAUACGCUUAGUGAAAAUCUCAGAGGGCUCUGCCAUGUGAAUACCCUAAGAGUGUGUAGCUACACACAGCAGAUAUUAUCUAGUGGAGUGGAACCGUUUUACAUACCAGAUCCAUUGGUAAAUAUGAAGCAUUUGAUAUUCAAGACAGGCAUGCAUGUGUAUGAACUACCAGGUAUAGCAUGCUUGCUGAGGAGCUGUCCGUGUUUGGAGACACUCACAUUAGAAAUGGGAGCGACAUUAUUCCUUAAUCACUACGAAUAUCCAUACGGACCCGUCAUGAGUAGUCAGAGAUUUUGGGCAUCGCAGAUGCUUCCUUUCCAUUGUUUCCAGGGGUAUUUAAAGACAAUCAGGAUCGAUAACUUCACAAUGAGUGAUAAUGUAUUGGAUUUUGUGAAGUUUUUGCUGGAGAGAGCAAGGCACUUGCAAAAUUUGAUAUUUGCUACUUCAAAGCUUACACCUUGGGCUGGAUGGAAUUUGGAGGCUCGUGGAUUAUUUUUCCGAAAACUAUCUUGCAAGACAGCUUCAUCAACUAUUCAAUUUUCCAUCAGUUAAAAUUGUACCACUUUAUGAUUUUCUGUUGUGGACGAUGAUAUUAGCACUACUUAAAUACUUAUUUUAUCUUUGAAGAAAUGAAA
Magnolia sinica is the source of this 1718-nucleotide messenger RNA. RefSeq names its product putative F-box/LRR-repeat protein At1g56400. NCBI's taxonomy places the organism in Eukaryota, Viridiplantae, Streptophyta, Magnoliopsida, Magnoliales, Magnoliaceae. The transcript is spliced from 3 exons. The record is from RefSeq and is a predicted model, not a curated record. Gene Ontology annotation, molecular function: protein binding. Bases 268 to 1635 code for a protein of 455 amino acids.